AAUCAUUCAGUGUGAAAGAAUGUCUGAUUAGAUAAGCACAAGCGUUCAAGCUCUGCUGAACAGGCGGCAUCCAAUACAAGCUAAGAGGCGGCAUCUCAAGUCUGCUGUGGUCGUGAAUUCAAUUUGAGAAUAUUAACUCUCGUCUCUCUACUGAAGAAAGUCAAUUAUCGCGAGAAAACGUGAGCUAACGAUAAGUUUUGCAUUUACUGACGAUAACAUACUGAUUUACCUAAUGAAUGUUGAUAAAUUUGAACUAACAUUGCCAUAGUUCAACGUGUAUUGACUACUAGUGGGUUUCUUUGAUCAGUCAAUCCAAGACGUAAGUGACAGGGAGACAUUGCGUCAAUGGCUGAGGCUGGCUUCCGCCAAGCGUCAAGAACCGAGUCAACUAUCUUGACGACGUCAAUUUGGAACGAUGUUCAUACGUUGUCUCGUGGGAUCAAGCCCAUUGAUCUAGGAGUUGGCUUUCCAAAUUUCGACAUCCCGGCAAAGGUUCGUCAAGAUUUGAUCGAUGUCAGCGAAGAAAGCGACUACUCCGUGCAUCAGUACGCCAAAGGCUUCGGCCAUGCUCGCCUCACGACGGCUCUGUGUGAGCUGUACGGGCCGCUGUUGGGUCAGGAGCAGCUGAACUCCGCGCGCAAUGUCAUGAUCACCUCAGGCGCUUCUGAGGCACUCUUCGUCAGCUUCAUGGGUCUGAUCAACCCUGGCGAUGAAGUGAUUCUCAUCGAGCCAUUUUACGACGCAUACCUGGCGCAGGUGCUGCUGGCGGCGGGAACGCCGGUGUUCGUGCCGCUCAGACCCAGCUCAGACCGCAGCAACUCCUCGGCCGACUGGACGCUGGACGCAGCCGAGCUGGAGGCCGCCUUCUCGCCCAAGACGAAAGUCCUCGUUCUGAAUACCCCCAACAACCCUACCGGAAAGGUCUUCAGCCGCCCCGAGUUGGAAAUGAUUGCCGGUCUGUGCAGAGAACGCGGAGUGGCCGUCAUCAGUGACGAAGUCUAUGAAUGGAUUGUUCAUGACGAGCUCAGCCACGUCCGCAUUGCCUCCCUGCCGGGCAUGUGGGAACGCACCAUCACCAUCGGCUCAGCGGGUAAGGUCUUCUCAGCGACAGGCUGGAGGAUUGGCUGGGCUAUUGCACCUGCUGAGCUCCUCAAUGGACCAAGAUAUGUACUCCAACUAUCUGGCUAUAUCGUCUGCACGCCUAUACAAGAAGCUUUAGCGCGCAGCUUCGAGCGCGAGACCGCACUGCUCAGGCAACAGUCGCCAGAGUGUCACUUCAAGUCAAUGCAGCGCAAGUGUCAGCAGAAACGAAAUCAAUUAGCGGCCGCCCUGAAGAGCGUUGGUCUCCACCCCAUCGUGCCUGAGGGAGGGUAUUUCAUGCUCGCAGACAUACGGGAGAUAAUGGCUAAACUCGAUCUGUGCAGUGACUCUAGCGAAGUUAAAGACGUCCGCUUCAUGAAAUGGCUUCUGCAGCAGCACGGGCUGCUCGCUAUCCCGCCCUCCCACUUCUACUCCGCACAACACAGGAGCAUUGGAGAGAACUACAUUAGGUUCUGCUUCUUCAAGGACGAUGCAACUUUGGAUCAAGCUAUUAAAGUUCUGCAGAAGAUGGCCCAGGAAACUUUUUGAAACUACGAACGUCUCCUUUAAUUCCGAAAUACAUUCUUAGUGCGCCAAUGAGAAAACAUACUUGUUUUCUUGCUCAAUAUUUUUACCGAUAUGUUCUGGCAACGAUUACCGCAGGCAAAUGCAGAUCCUGAUUUACAGUAGAAUAAAUGACAGCAUAUAUUUAUGAAUGACACAGCAAUUAUUUUUAAGCACAUUAUUUAAAGUUAGGUAUAUUUCACUCGAAGUUUUCGGUGUUAAUUGCAACAAAGACUCAAUUAUUUGGUAUAUUCUAAGUUUUAUUGUUAUCUGUUGUUUAUUUCAGAAAUUAAUUUAAUAAAUAUCUCACGAUUAA
Molecule: messenger RNA, 1960 nt
Organism: Hyalella azteca
Lineage: Eukaryota; Metazoa; Arthropoda; Malacostraca; Amphipoda; Hyalellidae
Product: kynurenine aminotransferase
Exons: 9
Coding region: 346-1629 (427 amino acids)
Biological process (GO): biosynthetic process
Cellular component (GO): mitochondrion; cytoplasm
Molecular function (GO): L-kynurenine:2-oxoglutarate transaminase activity; pyridoxal phosphate binding
Source: RefSeq, a predicted model, not a curated record